AUGAAUUUACCGUAUUUUCAAUUUUUGAACUGGGUUAGACCUAACCAUAGCAAUGUUCUAGAGUGGCUUGUUAGGGUAGGAAAGGACUACACCCCCGUUUUCCCUCUUCCUAACCCCGGGCUGACUGCCUUUCCCCCUGGGCAAGAGGCUUACACAUACGAUAUUCUGCUUGUCCAUGCCCAGGGCUCGGCACAGCCCCGACCCCGUGCACCAUCACCACCACAGCCACACGUUGAGGCACCACCACCACCACACCAUGUGCCUCAGCCACCCCCACAACAGCCUAGGCCAGACCCCGAGACCAUUUGGGACCUUCAGAUCAUAGGUCAGGCUAUAGGUCGAGUAGAGCAGCCCCAGGGAGACCUUAGGAGGAUAGUUGGCUCUCUUGAUCAGAGGCUGGGGUACGUUGAGAGGAACCUGGGUAGGGCCCUUUUUCCCAUGUAUGAUGACUAUGCUCGUCGGGGUGCUAUUCCCGACAAUGUUGUUUACCCUGACUGGUACCAGCCACUACCCCAGGGAUAUGUGGAUCCCACCUCCCAUGGCAUUUACACUAACUAUUCUGCAUUUGCUGGCUAUGGCCGAGACUUUCCCUUUGGGGGGUUAGGGGGGGAUGUUAACCCUAACUAUUUUGGUGGUAGCUCUUCUGGUGGUGCAGGUGGUAGUGGAGGUGGUGCGAUGGAUGAGGAUGGUGAUGAUUAG
Molecule: messenger RNA, 699 nt
Organism: Chenopodium quinoa (quinoa)
Lineage: Eukaryota; Viridiplantae; Streptophyta; Magnoliopsida; Caryophyllales; Amaranthaceae
Exons: 1
Coding region: 1-699 (232 amino acids)
Source: RefSeq, a predicted model, not a curated record